AUAAAACUGCCUUGCUUGUAUUCGGUGGAAGAGCCUCGUCUGCAUCGGUCAGUGCUGAAAACAUUUUAGAAAGGAAGAAAAAAAAAUUGUUGCCGUCUGCUAACCUAACAAUUCGCUUCAGUUACAUCGGCUGACAACUACACUUGAAGGAGCAACAAUUUUGCGUCCAGUCAAAAGAAAAAACAAAACUAUCCUAUAGUCUUAAAAAUAAUCAGCGUUCGGCGUUAAUUUUCCUACAUACAGUAAGAAAACUAAAAAUCUUACCACCAUGAACGGAUUAUAUUAUGGAAUAUGCCUUUUAUUCGCGAUUGGCAGUACCAUGGCUGACUGCAACAUUCAAAAGGUAAUCGAAUGCCAAAAUCAAUACGCUCCAAAGAUGCAAGACGGCGGAGAUAAAGAGACUCGGUGCAAAGUAGCUUCAGACUUCAUGAACUGUAUGGAUUCGGCCGCUAGCGGUUGCGGUGAUGAAGUGGAGAAAAUAUUCGACCAAGUUCGUCAAUCCAUUAAAAAAUUAGGAUGUCCAGAGUCAUCAAACGUACCCAAACUGUAUGCUCAUAGCAGUGUCAUCUCUGGUGCUUUCAUUGCAGCAGUCGCCUUCAAGAAGUUACUUCUUUAAAAUUUUUUAUUAUAUAUUCAUAAAAUUGAUAAAUAUAUGUUGAUUUAAAAGUUGUAAACUUGCUUUCUAAAUGAAUGUACGAGUUCAAAGAGUACAAA
Messenger RNA from Octopus sinensis (East Asian common octopus), 714 nucleotides. RefSeq lists its product as uncharacterized. Lineage: Eukaryota; Metazoa; Mollusca; Cephalopoda; Octopoda; Octopodidae. The transcript is spliced from 4 exons. The record is from RefSeq and is a predicted model, not a curated record. The coding region runs from base 269 to 616 and encodes 115 amino acids.